AAAUUGUCCUUCGAUCGUGUUUACGACUAUAUCUGAUUAGUUUGACCACAGAAAUGGAGAGCUUAAGAAGAAAUUUUAAACCACCAAAGAUGCUACUAAGACUAUAUUCUCUUUUUAUUCUAAUAUUAGAUCUUGUGACACUUUUAAUUGGGAUAUUUUUUGCUAUUGUAAUUGCAUUAUACAGAAUAUUUAGACCUCCUCCUUUGAAAUACCUUCGUGGAGAAGUUGCAAUGGUUGUUGGUGCUGGACGUGGAAUAGGUAGAGAAUUAGCAAUUCAUUUGUGUCAAUUAGGUGUUAAUGUUGCUUGUGUAGAUAUUAAUGUUCAAAAUUGUAAUGCUACUGUUCAGCUGGCACCUAAAUCGAAGGGAGUAGCUAAAAUGUAUAUUUGCAAUAUAACAGAUAAAGAUAAAGUAGCUCAUACAGUGAAUAGUAUUAAGCUCGAAUUAGGUGAAGUUACAAUGCUCUUCCACUGCUGCAGUAUACCUAGCCCUAGAGCAUUACUUCAAAACCCACCAGAAAUAAGACAUACAAUUGAUUUGACAGUUAUUAGUCACUUCUGGUUGUUGGAUACUGUUUUGCCAUGCAUGGAACGUGCUGGCAAAGGACACAUAGUAGUUUUAUCAUCUGUGGCUGGCCUUUCAGGUACAGCCACAGGAGGAAGCAGAGUUCCUUUAUCCACUGCACAAUUUGCAGUUCAAGGAUUAGCUGAAUCAUUACAUACUGAAUUAAGACACACUAACAGUAAUAUUAUAAUUACUUUAGUUCACGUUUAUCCGUUUAUUGUAGGCGCUGAAGUAGCGAGAGACAUUCGUUUUAGAAUACCGAGUUACUUUGGCACAAUGCCUGCUGCAGAAGCAGCUAAACAAAUCUUAGAUGGUGUCCGUCGAAAUUAUGCGGAAUUCAGUGUACCUGGAUAUUUACUCUACCUAGGACAUGUUCUUAGAAUACUUCCGAAAAAAGCGUCGUUUAUGUUGCGUGAUUUACUAGACACUGGAGUUGAUUUUGGAUGAUAUCUAGCUUUUUUAAUCAAAUACAAGAAUUUAUC
Molecule: messenger RNA, 1045 nt
Organism: Habropoda laboriosa
Lineage: Eukaryota; Metazoa; Arthropoda; Insecta; Hymenoptera; Apidae
Product: 17-beta-hydroxysteroid dehydrogenase 13-like
Exons: 7
Coding region: 54-1010 (318 amino acids)
Cellular component (GO): lipid droplet
Molecular function (GO): oxidoreductase activity, acting on the CH-OH group of donors, NAD or NADP as acceptor
Source: RefSeq, a predicted model, not a curated record